Malania oleifera is the source of this 1755-nucleotide messenger RNA. Its product is annotated as UDP-glucose 4-epimerase GEPI48-like. Gene Ontology annotation, molecular function: RNA binding; UDP-glucose 4-epimerase activity. Lineage: Eukaryota; Viridiplantae; Streptophyta; Magnoliopsida; Santalales; Ximeniaceae. Bases 239 to 1285 code for a protein of 348 amino acids. The record is from RefSeq and is a predicted model, not a curated record. Gene Ontology annotation, biological process: rRNA processing; galactose metabolic process. Gene Ontology annotation, cellular component: cytosol. The transcript is spliced from 9 exons.
CUAGCAAGAUCGUUUCGCGAAUUUUCGCUGUAUCCACGCAGCCUGGCCUGUCAUUGGACGCAGCAAAAUCGGGGGUGAAAAUAGCAAUUUCCAUUUUUAAUUCAUUUGCUCCGUUAUAUAUAUAACUGAUCGCAGGCUGGCCUUCCCCGCACCGUUCCCUUUCGCAAUUUCAAUUCAAUUCGAUUCUUCUCUCUCUCUCUCUCUCUCGCUAGCUCUCUGGUUCUCUCUGUGAACUCUAAUGGCGAAGAGCAUCUUGGUCACUGGAGGAGCUGGUUACAUCGGGAGCCACACGGUUCUUCAGCUGUUGCUCGGAGGAUACAACGCCGUCGUUGUCGACAACCUCGACAACGCCUCGGAAGUAGCCGUCCAGCGAGUCAAAGAGCUCGCCGGUGAAUCCGGGGAAAACCUUGUCUUCCACAAGAUGGACCUCCGUGACAAACCGGCUCUUGAAAAUCUCUUUGCUUCAACACAAUUUGAUGCUGUCAUUCACUUUGCUGGAUUGAAAGCAGUUGGUGAAAGUGUGCAGAAACCAUUGCUUUAUUAUAACAAUAACAUUGCUGGCACAAUCACUCUGCUGGAAGUUAUGGCUGCCUAUGGAUGCAAAAAGCUUGUAUUUUCAUCAUCAGCCACUGUUUAUGGUUGGCCAAAGGAGGUUCCAUGCACAGAAGACUUCCCUCUACAAGCAACAAAUCCAUAUGGACGAACCAAGCUUUUCAUUGAAGAGAUAUGUCGUGAUAUCUUCCAUUCAGAUCCUGAAUGGAAAAUUAUAUUGCUGAGAUACUUCAAUCCAGUGGGUGCCCAUCCUAGUGGCUAUAUUGGUGAGGAUCCCCGUGGAAUCCCAAACAACCUUAUGCCAUUUGUGCAGCAAGUAGCUGUUGGAAGGCGACCUGCACUGACAGUUUAUGGAAAUGACUACUCUACAGUUGAUGGUACUGGGGUACGUGAUUACAUUCAUGUCAUUGAUUUGGCUGAUGGGCACAUUGCUGCGGUGCAAAAGCUGGAGGAUGAAAAAAUUGGUUGUGAAGUGUACAACUUGGGAACAGGGAAGGGAACAUCUGUUCUGGAGAUGGUUGCAUCUUUUGAGAAAGCAUCUGGAAAGAAAAUUCCUCUGGUUAUGGCUGGGCGGCGACCUGGUGAUGCUGAGAUUGUUUAUGCAUCAACAGACAAGGCAGAAGACGAGUUGAAUUGGAGGGCAAAAUAUGGCAUCGAUGAGAUGAGUCGGGAUCAAUGGAAUUGGGCUAGCAAGAAUCCUUAUGGCUAUGGGUUGCCUGAUUCAACAGACUGAAAAGCAAAAUAGAACUGCACCGACUGCGGAGCAAGAACCCGUUUUGGCUCGUGACCUGAAUCACUGACUAAAACAACAUUUUAGGCUAGUUUACCAGGCUCUCAAUUCUUCAUAUGCUUAAUUAUCACAUUUUUUAGGUUAGGUCUUCCAUGAUUUAGCUAGGAGUUGAUCAUCAUUGUGGGUAGGUAGUGUCGUUCAGAAUGAGGCAUACGAUUUAGCUAGGAGUUGAUCAUCAUUGUGGGUAGGUAGUGUCAUUCAGAAUGAGGCAUUCCUCCUGUUAGGUUGCUCUCUUUAACCAAGUGGUAUACUGGGCUGCAUGUUCCACAGAAAGAUGUAUUUAUAGGGUGCUACUGGUAAAGAAAGAAAAAAAAAAAAACAGUACUUAUGUAAAGCUGAGGUUGACCUCAUGCAGCUGCAAUAGGUAUUUAUUUCUAAAUUAAGAAUAAAGUUGUUCACAAAUUUUACCUGAA